This is a messenger RNA of Stegastes partitus (bicolor damselfish), 4552 nucleotides long. It is a transcript of the gene pip5kl1, whose product is annotated as phosphatidylinositol-4-phosphate 5-kinase-like 1. Gene Ontology annotation, cellular component: plasma membrane. The record is from RefSeq and is a predicted model, not a curated record. NCBI's taxonomy places the organism in Eukaryota, Metazoa, Chordata, Actinopteri, Pomacentridae. Bases 96 to 1502 code for a protein of 468 amino acids. Gene Ontology annotation, molecular function: 1-phosphatidylinositol-4-phosphate 5-kinase activity. The transcript has 10 exons. Gene Ontology annotation, biological process: phosphatidylinositol phosphate biosynthetic process.
UCACCUGAGUAGUUUUCUGUGCGAUUGCUUUGCAGCCGGAUCAGAAAGUUCAGCUGCAGCCUGAUGCGUCUUUUUCUCUGGAUUAAUCGGUGCUGAUGUCUGUUGCUCCUAAUGCAGCUGCUGAGUCACAGCGUGGGACGUCAUUAAACACAAUGGAGAUGUCAGUGACUACAGGUGGCCCGGGGAUGUCUGGUCACCGCCAGCGGUCGGUAAAACGGAGGAGGUGGGGAGGUCUAAGGCAACAGUGGAAACUUCUGGGCUUGUUUGAGAUCGAUCAGGAGCAUGAGUUCUACAACCUGACCUGCAUGAUGAAGGAGGGCUUGGCUGCAGCAAUCCAAAGCACCAUUGACAACGCACCAACAAAUGAACUGUCAGAUGAUGAUUUCACUUUAGAGGUCACACAGAUUCAUAAGGAUUUUACAAUGGAGACAUUUGCCGGCCCAGUGUUUGCCAGCCUGCGUGGUUCUUUGGGAAUGACAGAGCAGGAGUAUCAGCAGUCGCUCUGCUCUGAAAACUGCUACCUCCAGUUCAUCAGCAACUCCAAGAGCAAGGCUGACUUCUUCCUGACAAAUGACAAACGCUUCUUUUUGAAGACCCAGAACAAAAGGGAAAUCAAAUUCCUUCUGGCCAACCUGAAGAUCUACAUGGAGCAUCUGAGGAAAUACCCACAUUCACUGCUGGUCAAGUUCUUAGGUGUUCACAGGAUUCAAAUUCCACGCAGGCGCAAGAAAUACUUCAUUGUUAUGCAAAGUGUGUUUUAUCCAGAUGAUCGAAUCAAUGCCAGGUAUGACAUUAAGGGCUGUGAGGUGAGUCGCUGGACAGAGCCCGCACCAGAGGGAAGCCAGAUCAUUGUGGUUCUCAAAGACCUCAACUUUGAAGGCCAGUUCAUUACGCUGGACCAGCAGCGUCCCUGGCUUCUGCGGCAGGUGGAGAUCGACACACAGUUCCUCCGCAGGCUCAAUGUGCUGGACUACAGUCUUCUGCUGGCCCAUCAGCCCUUACACCACGAUGAGCGCCACCAGGGUCUCUCCUUUGCUACACUCAUCAUGAGAACCAAAAAGUCUGUGAAUCCAGGUUCCAGCCCUAUCCACGCAAACAUGGCUGCUGUUCCUGGAGCAGUCAUAGAAGAUGACUCCACCCUACCUUUAUCUGAAACAGACAGCGGUUUAAAGCUACCACACGCAUGGGGUGCAUUGAGUUGUGGCUCUCUCCAAACAUGCAGAGUGCACGCAAGGCCAGGCAGUGGCACGGCUGAGCUACCAGACUUCAAGACCCAAAACCGACGAUUACUGCCCAACUUGAAGAAUCCUCUACAUGUCAUCGAUGGCCCUGAGCAGCGCUAUUUCAUUGGCAUUAUUGACAUUUUCACAGUUUACAGUUUUAAGAAGAGGUUGGAGCAUUUGUGGAAGAGGCUUAGACAUCCUGGCCGAUCCUUCUCUACCGUCAGUCCACAGACUUACUGCCUCAGGCUAUGUCAGUGGGUACAGGACCACACCAAGUAGACCCUGAACGAGAGGUGGAGACUUGCCACCAACUCUCAGGAAGUCCAAACAACCAAAGUUCAUAGACAUGCACACAUUUAUCUGAUUUAUGGUUCCAAUCCUUUCAUCAUUCUACAAGCUGAAAAUGUAAACCUGUAGCUGGGAUUAGGCGUUAGUCAUUUCUGAGCCUGCAGUAGACACUUGAAACACAAAAAAAACAUUUAAAUAUUUGGUAGAGAAACUAACCAACAUGAUGAGACAGAUGGUACACAAAGAGUGAUUUCAUUCAAGCUCACUAAAUUUAUUUUCACAUUUUCUUGCUGUAACUGACAUGUAUGAAAUCUGUCUAACAGGUAAAUAGAAAUAAAAGAUAAACCAGUGUUAAAACCCACUUGGUGUCCAAAUUUAAGAAUUCUACUCCAUCCAGUCACCAUUUCCACGGCUGCCCUGUGACCGCUAAUCCUACUUCAAACAUUACAGAUUCAAAUUCUCUAUUUGGCUGAACUUGCAUCGUAACACUUUCUCAGAUUCAAAGUGUUGGCACAUGUGACAAAGCAUGUAGUGUAAGAGGAAUGCUGUGGGAGCAACACAUUUUCAGUAAACUUGACAGAAAAUACUGGCAACUGUGGUCACUCUUGUUGUAUUUUUACAGUUACUACUCGAAUGUAAAUAUACAGUUAAUUACUGUAAAAUGUACUGCUGCAUUCUACUGUAGAAUGUAAAGUUUACUGUCUAAUAGUGUCACUAGACUUUCCAAUAAUACUCUAUUUGUAGUGCCGCCACUGUAAUCAACAGUAACUCCACUUGUAGGUGCGAAAAUUACAACAUUUUCCUCUUUUAAUAUUCUAUGAAUAACAAUGUCUUCAUUUUUGUGAUGCACAGUGAAGAUGUACCAACUCUAUAUAAUGUUAAAAAUGGAUAUAGCACUGAAAACACCUAAAAUAAUGAAGAAUAAAGGAUGUAACUCAGGUCACCAUUCUGAACAGUGCUUCCCAAACUAUUGUGCCAACAUAGUUUGUUAAAUUCACACAGUCAAUUUUAGCCUUAGCUUGCUGUUAAUUGUCACGAUCAUUUUGGGCUCCAAAAAAGCAUCCGUAUUUUUGAAAAACAAUACAUUACAGUUAGAAUUUGGCUGUUUUUGAAUGAAUUUGUUACAGUCAAGUGAAAACAUGUAUCUGAAUUUAUUGAGCAUGCAACAAAUUUGUUUGCUGAACUUCAAUGAUUAUUUUAAUACUUUUGCAAGAAAAUUGUUUAAUAAGUCAUAUUGUGCACUUAAACAUUUGGCACAAAUGUUCCAUAACAAUGCAAGAAAUAUGUUUUUCAAUAGUUAGUAAAAGAGUAGUUUUCCCAAAUAUGGUGGAGGAACAGGGCCCAGCGUGACGCGUCAUGAAAAGGAGAGAAACCUCCUUUCUUUAAAAAUAAAUAAAUAAAUAAAAAAGGUUCUUAUGAUGUACUUCAAUAGAGAAAAGUAUUUAAAAAAGCAUCAAAUAUGCUUCAUAGGCUUUAUGUGCAGAUGUCUGCCUGCAUGUACACGAAAAGGCGACUAAGUGUAAACAUGUUUUCAGAAAUGUCUGCAAACUUCUGAGAAAGUCAAAAACUGAAAUCUGUCAUCUAUGAAAGUAUGCUUUUUAAAUUAUGUUUUCAUUCUUCAGGCUUUGUGUAGAACAGAAGGUUGCCUGUAGUUUCGUGUCCCUUAGUCUGGCUGAAGGUAGCUUGGGUCAAUAAGCUAUAAUUUAACUGUAUAGAAUCUGUGAUGCCUCAGUAAACUCUCUGUAAACGAGAUUCUCAUGCAAGCAUUUAGCAUUUAUCAGCAAAACUCAUUUCUGUGAUCAGAUAUUAGCGUCAGUAACUGCAAAUUCCCGCUGCCAUGCUGUUGUAUGCAGGGCCCAGCCAAACCACCACCACUCAAACUCCUCUACCCCCCACCCAUGUAACCCACUAUGAGAACUGCUGCAUGCUCUACUCUAAGUGUCACUGAAACUCAAGAGCAAGUUGGAAUGUGUUUUACUGAGAAUAACUACAAAGCAGCUCAUAGAGCAACAACAUUAACAAGUUAUCUGCAUGCAGUGCUAUGUAGAAGUUUAAGGCAAUAACAGUACAGUGACAAUGCUUUUCAAAAAUAGUGCCACAAAUAGUUUUUUAUUUAUCAGCUACCCUCAUACAAAGUGCAAAUUGAUAUGUUAUGUGACCACUUUUGCCUUUUAAACUAUGCCUACCUUGAGGCCAUACAAUUUUUCUUCUUGUUGCUCAAGAUGGUUCAUUAUGACUGAUUGCAUUGCCUGAUAGUUGAGAAUCCCAACAUCUCACAAAUUCACAAAGCAUUUCCUUUUAGCAAAUUACUUAUUUGAGGACCUUAUAGGGGCCACUAAGCCCGAAAGAGCUGGACAUACUGUGAAGCAGAUGCAGGCAUGGACAGCAGAAAUUCACAUCACAGACUCACAUAUGCCUAAAAAGUCAGACGACUUGACCUGACCAGAGUCCAGUUUUCUUCAUGUGUGGGCUUUUUACUUCCAGACUGUUUCAUUUCUAGUGCUGUUUGUCAUGGAUUUAAAAAGAGUAGACGCCCUGUAAUGUAUGAAUCACAUAGUGCUUCUUUAUCCAGCCAGUUACAGAGUGGACCUUUUUAUUUGACCUUUAUUUUAGCAGGUAAAAAUGUUUGAGAACCAGUUCUCAUUUGCAAACAUGACUUGGCCAGAGUGACCUGACCUCAGUAGAGUGUGAUCAAUAUUCCUGUUGCCAAGGCCUUUGGCUGCUAAUUUCCCCACAAGUUAGCCUACCCCAGUGAAUGUACAGGUCUUUCAUGCUUUCUUUCUGUCCAUUGCUACCAAAGGAACACUUUACUAAUGCUGAAAUUGUUUUGAUUUUGUUUUUACCCUGAAGUUGACCUGAGAGUUUCUCCAGUACAAAACAAACAGUUUGUGUCUGUUCCAUUGCUGUCACUUACAAUAAUGUUGAUAAAGUAUUUUCUGGGAAGAAAUCCCCAGUUCAACCACUAUUCCCUGCAGAGGUACAUCUUGAUUUUCCCCUUUUGUGUUUUACUGAUACAAUAUAAUUAAAUGUAGCUGCAAAGA